Molecule: messenger RNA, 1044 nt
Organism: Lymnaea stagnalis (great pond snail)
Lineage: Eukaryota; Metazoa; Mollusca; Gastropoda; Lymnaeidae
Source: the annotation of a GenBank genome assembly
CUCACCGACAAGGAGUACAUGCUGCUGGAGGGUUUCUUCUGUGUGGUCCGGUCUGUGCUGUCCGUGCUGGGAGCAGCCGGUAACAUCAUCAACAUCGACACCUUCAUUUCCAUGGGCAUCAGCGACAGCAUGGUGGUCACGAUGCUGUUCAUGGCCGUCUUCGACCUCCUGCAUCUGAUCGCCAUGCUUUCGCGGGCGGUGAGCUUCGUCUUCUACGUGGUCGAAAACACACGUGGGUUUUCCAUGUGGUUCCCUGUGGAUCCUUACGGUGUUUACGUAUUUUUCGGACACGCUGGGAGAAUUCCGUACACGAUGGUGGCUCUGACCACAACGUACCUGGCCGUCACGCGGUGCAUGUGUGUGGCUAGACCUCUGCAGUUCAAAACCACCUUCACAACGAGACUGUCUGUUAUAAUACUCUCGUCCCUCGCCAUUUUGUCAGUAGCAACCUAUGUUCCAAUUCUUGUGUACAUGGCCAUGUUACCGGGAUUCGACCCCAAAAUCAAUGCCACCAGACCUCUUUUGUGGAUAUCUCCCCAGAGGGACUUUGUAAAGAAGAUCGUGUGGACGAUCAGAGACGUGGUUCUCCCAGUGGCUACGCUUUUCACGGUCAUCAUCUGCGCAACGGUUAUGUCCGAACGCCUUCUCGCCUCCACGAGGUUCAGACAAUCGCAUUUCCAUGUUGCUGAACUCGCUCAACAUGUUCAUCAAUCAGCGGAAAUUCCCAUCAUUCACACCAUUGCGCACCCAUGUGAACGUCCAACAGUUAAGAAUACAAGUGGGACAACGGAAAUUUCCGUAAAACUCUGCGCAAAAGAUCUCAGGAUAGUUCAGCAGAUGAUUCUGAUUUCAGUGGUUUUCGUUGUGUGCAACAUCCCAGAGAUGUUCGUCUCCUUCGUCAGCCUGCUGGAGCCUGACUUCGGCCUGGGCAGGCCCUACAGCAACAUCUACAUGACCGCCAUCAGCCUGGAGUACUUCUUCCGCACCGUGCACUCCAGCUGUCACAUUUUCAUCUACUACAAGUACAGCGCCAAGUACAGACGC